AUGGCCGCCGCUGCGUCUGUGACAGGCAGGGUCACGUGGGCAGCCUCGCCUAUGAGGUCGCUGGGGCUCGGCCGGCGAUUGUCCCUUCCCGGACCCCGUCUCGAGACGGUGACUGCCGCUGUCAACCCGAGCCUGAGCGAUCAUGGCAACGGGCUCGGGCGGGGAACGAGUGGCAGCGGCUGCAGCGGCGGCAGUUUGGUGGCGGGCUGGGGCGGCGGAGCGGCGGCGGCGGCGGCGGUGGCACUGGCACUGGCCCCGGCCCUGAGCGCCAUGCGGCGGGGCAGCUCCGAGAGCGAGCUGGCGGCCCGGUGGGAGGCGGAGGCGGUGGCUGCGGCCAAAGCGGCGGCCAAAGCUGAGGCCGAGGCCACAGCGGAGACGGUGGCGGAACAUGUCCGCGUGGACGCGGGCACGGCCGGGGAACCGGAGUGCAAGGCAGGGGAGGAGCAGCCCAAGGCCCUGGCUCCGGCCCUGGCCCCGGCGCAGCCCAGUGCGGCUGAGGAGGGGGACACCCAGGUCCUUCAGCGGCCGCCGCCCACGCUGCCCCCGUCCAAGCCGAAGCCGGUGCAGGGCCUCCGCCCGCACGGGAAGCCCCGGGGCAAGGGCCGAAGCUGCAAGCGGAGCUCGGGCCACGGUUCCAGCGAGAACGGCUCCCAGCGGCCGGUCACCGUGGACAGCUCCAAGGCCAGGACCUCCCUGGAUGCCCUGAAGAUCAGCAUCCGCCAGCUCAAGUGGAAAGAGUUCCCAUUUGGCCGGCGCUUGCCUUGUGACAUCUACUGGCAUGGAGUUUCAUUUCACGACAAUGACAUAUUCUCUGGUCAAGUGAACAAGUUUCCAGGCAUGACGGAGAUGGUGCGUAAAAUUACUCUGAGCAGAGCAGUGAGAACCAUGCAGAAUCUCUUUCCUGAGGAGUACAACUUCUACCCUCGCUCAUGGAUUCUGCCUGACGAGUUCCAGCUCUUUGUUGCUCAGGAUCCUCUCCAGCUGAUUGGACAGUGCCUGCCCACAGCCAGGGUGUCUUCCCCACUCAGUCUACUGACUCACACACCGGUCCCCUCUGGAAACAGCCUUGCACACAUCCAGGAAUAAUGCGUUCCCGGUGCUCUAGGUAUAUCCUAAUCCAGUCAAGGUGACACCCAAAAUUAAGAAUCACACUGAGUAAAAAGAAUUGCCCUCGCCGAUGUGGGCUGGCAUCACCCACAAAACAGAACAGAAGGCUGGGAAGGGUGGAUCUGCUCUCUGAGUUGAGACAUGCAUCUACUCCCACCCUCCAACACAGGGGCUCCUGGCUCUCAGGCCACUGGAUGCUGAUCGAACUACACCAUGGGGUUUCCUGGGGCUCCAGCUUGUGGAGGACUGGCCAUGAGGCUGAUUCCUCGGCCUCUGUAAUCACAAUUUCCAUAAUAAAUUCCUUUCUUAUCUCCACAUAUAUAUCCUAGUGAUUCUCUUUCUCUGGAGAACCCUGGCUAAUCCACACCUGAGAUCUUGGCUGGGGCGGGGUUGUUCCUCCCUUACGUGGUGUUGGCAGGACUCAGUUCUCUGUGGGUUAUUGUGCUGAGCCCGUUGGCUUCCUGCUGGCUGUAGCUGCAGGGCACCCUCAGGUCCUGGCCACACAGGCAGCUGCUCAUGAUGAGGCAGCUAGCAUCAUACAAGCUGGCAAGGGCGAGUGUCUGUUAUCAACAAGGAUAUUAUAAUCUCAUGUGAUUCAAUCACAUCUGUCACAGAAGCGGCAUCCCGUCAACCCUGAGAGAUCCUAACGCCACAGCAAGUUGCUCAAGAAAAGGAAAUUGCACUGGGCUGUGAAUACCAGCAAGCAGGGGUCACUGGGGUCAUCUAGAGACCACCUACUGCAGCCUGCCCGCCAACCCCUGGUGAUGCCACCCUCUGGCAUCCACGUUCUCAUGUCACCUUCUCCCCUAAGUGUGGGCAGGACCUGUGGCCAGUUCAACAGCCCACGAAAUGCCAACCCUCCAAGGACCACAUGAGCUUGGAAGUGGAUCUCUUUCUCAGUCAAAUUUUGAGGUGAAACGUCCAACCUGAAGGCUCAUGAGACCUCCUGAGGAAAAGAACGCAGGUGAGCCCGGAUUUCUGCCUCCCAGAAACUGCGAGAUGAUGAUCACAAGGAGUUUACAGCUGGGAAGUCUGUGGAAAUGUGUCACACGGCGUUAGAUACCCAAGGCACCAUCUGCAAUUACUCCUCCAAUGGCAGAAGCUGCAGACAACAGCUUUGGGAUGCUGGGAGGAUUUCUGUGCAUGUAAACUUCCAGGAGAGACUCAGUGUAGAGAUAAACCCUGGGGUAAGUGGAAAGAGAGCAUUGCAGCAAGUCUAUGCAUGAAGCACUGGCCUAUGUGAUACGGCAAUUUACAAGUCCACCGUGUAUUAUGUAAUAUUAUAGAAUACCCCUCUUUUCCGUGGCUCUUGUCAAUUUUUUGUAUCUCUGAAUGAUGAACUCUGCACUUGGCAGACAGUUCCUGGCAUGCGAAUGUAAAUGUUGAAGGCACUGAUCCAGCCUCUCCUUUCCUUUAAGUUUUCACUCUUUAUCACCAGACAUCAACUAUCCGUUUGAGUUUGGCACUGGAGAUGUUGACCUGAGCUGACCUCCUGGGCAUAGUUUUUUCAUUGGAGGGAGCUUUC
This is a messenger RNA of Gorilla gorilla gorilla (western lowland gorilla), 2632 nucleotides long. Its product is annotated as NADH dehydrogenase [ubiquinone] 1 alpha subcomplex subunit 8-like. Gene Ontology annotation, cellular component: respiratory chain complex I; ciliary basal body. The record is from RefSeq and is a predicted model, not a curated record. The coding region runs from base 1 to 1086 and encodes 361 amino acids. Gene Ontology annotation, biological process: microtubule cytoskeleton organization; protein polyglutamylation; mitochondrial electron transport, NADH to ubiquinone. Gene Ontology annotation, molecular function: tubulin binding; tubulin-glutamic acid ligase activity. Lineage: Eukaryota; Metazoa; Chordata; Mammalia; Primates; Hominidae. The transcript has 4 exons.